Molecule: messenger RNA, 1227 nt
Organism: Biomphalaria glabrata
Lineage: Eukaryota; Metazoa; Mollusca; Gastropoda; Planorbidae
Product: ER membrane protein complex subunit 3-like
Exons: 6
Coding region: 31-798 (255 amino acids)
Biological process (GO): protein folding in endoplasmic reticulum
Cellular component (GO): membrane; EMC complex
Source: RefSeq, a predicted model, not a curated record
GUUUAAAAUGUCCAUAAUAUAGAAACAAUCAUGGCAGAAUUGCUACUUGACUCAAACAUACGUGUUUGGGUGUUUUUACCUAUUGUACUGAUUACGUUUCUUAUCGGAAUUUUGAGACAUUACGUAACCAUAUUACUGUCUUCGGAAAAAAAGUCGGAAUUAAGACAAGUAUCUGAUAGUCAUGCCUUGAUUAGAAGUCGCAUUUUAAGGGAAAAUGGAAAAUACAUCCCAAAACAAUCAUUUCUGGUCCGCAAAUCUUUUUUCAACAAUGAAGAUAAAGGAUUUUUCAAAGUAGAGAAAAGGGAAUCUCAAGCGAAAAAUCCUAUGACAGAUCCUUCAAUGAUGACAGACAUGAUGAAAGGAAAUGUAACUAAUGUCUUACCAAUGAUAAUAAUUGGUGGAUGGAUCAAUUGGGCCUUUUCUGGAUUUUUAACAACAAAAGUUCCAUUUCCAUUGACAUUUCGCUUCAAGCCAAUGUUACAGAGAGGAGUUGAGCUCAUAACACUGGAUGCUUCUUGGGUGAGCUCGGCUUCCUGGUAUUUUCUGAACGUGUUUGGUCUUCGUAGUAUGUACACACUGAUAUUGGGUCAAGAUAAUGCUGCUGACCAAACCAGAGCUAUGCAAGAUCAAAUGUCUGGCUCUGCCAUGAUGGCACCUCCAGAUCCAAUGAAAGCAUUCAAAGCAGAAUGGGAGGCCCUUGAGGUGGCCACUCAUGAUUGGGCACUGGAAGGUGUGGAAGAAGAGCUGACAGGUGGCAUCAUCCAACCAGAGACAAUCUAUCUUAGAUCUAAAAACUAGUCCAAGUAGAUUAGAGACAGAUCUAUUUAUUCAUAAAUGUUGUAUUAAAAAAAUUCAAAAUAGUGAAUGGUUUUGUGAUCAAGUAUGGAUUUUAAAAAUGUGUGCUUUUUGUUUUAUGACAACUCUUUUCUUUAUAAGAUGUGUUGUCAGAAUGCUAAUAAUUAUUUGUUUAUUUUUUACGAUGUUAUCUGAAUGGUAGUUUGAGUGAACGAACAAGUUUUGAAUUUAAUAUCAUCGCUAAGUGUGACUCAGCACUCCACUGCCUCAAUUUGUUGUUCGUUUAUUUAUUGUGAAUUUUCACAUUUGAACAUAAGUAUGAAAUUGUGAAGCAUGCGUGAUCAGUUAUCAAGAAAACAUCUGUUUGUAUCUUUAUAAUAAAAAAAAAAUGUGAAUAUUUUUUUUGGCAAUAAAAAUGAUUCUGUAAUUAAA